AAAAUUCAUAAAAUGAGUUCCAGUGGUGGUGCCAGUAGAAAAUCUCCUGCUGGUUCUACUAGACUCAAACCAAAUCCCAACUUCUUCAAUUCUCCUAUUCAAAGUGAUGGGGUAGGUAAAGAGGGGACUGUACCAGAAUCCUUAUUGAAAGAAGCUCGUAAAACCGGUUCACUGAACCUGUCAAACAGGGGCAUUAGUGUUAUUCCUCCUAAACUGUGGAGACUUGAUAUUGAUCCUCCUGAUGGUAGUACUGCUUCAUUUGAUGUUGAUGAGAGAUGGUGGGACCAGGUGGAACUGACUAGACUGGAUCUAUCAUCUAACGAAAUCAAAGAAAUAUCUGAAGAUAUUGAAAACUUUAAUUCAUUGUCAGCACUUGAGGUCCAGUACAAUGAGUUAAGAUGUCUACCUAAUAAUGUGAUCAAACUGGAUAAACUAUCUAAAAUAUUUGCAAGUUAUAAUAAACUACAGUGUUUACCAGUAAACAUUGGACAAUUAACUAACUUACAGUCUCUCAAUAUAUCACACAAUUCACUAACUGUUCUACCACACUCAAUCACUAGUCUCUCCCACCUAGAGGAACUGGAUGUAAGUGGUAAUUCCUUGGAGGCAUUACCUGACGGUCUUGAGAAGUUGACAGUUUUGAGAACUUUUAAUUUAUCGGAGAAUAGAUUGAACGAGAUACCACCUAACCUCGGAGAAUGAGGA
Messenger RNA from Amphimedon queenslandica, 705 nucleotides. Its product is annotated as leucine-rich repeat-containing protein 40-like. The coding region runs from base 13 to 702 and encodes 229 amino acids. The record is from RefSeq and is a predicted model, not a curated record. Gene Ontology annotation, cellular component: cytoplasm. Gene Ontology annotation, molecular function: protein binding. The transcript has 5 exons. NCBI's taxonomy places the organism in Eukaryota, Metazoa, Porifera, Demospongiae, Haplosclerida, Niphatidae.